AUGGAUGAAUUUAAAUUUAAUAAUUUAUUCAGAAAUGAAAAAUACAAAGUAGCUGGUAAACCUAAGGAAGGUUGGUUAUUUAAUAAAAAUGGUUUACUUUUAAAAACAUAUAAAUGGCUAGUUAAUAAUCCUAUAGGAAUUGUACUGUUAAUACAUGGAUUCCAAGGUAAUACUCAAUUAACUUAUAUGAAAGAAGCAAAAAUACCUGUAUAUUCCAAAAAUGGAUUGACAUUUUAUGAUAAAGGCUUUACGUAUAAAGGUAGUUGGAUUGAAAAAUUUAAUCAAAAUGAUUAUUCAGUGUACGGGAUAGAUUUGGAAGGACAUGGUAAAUCACAAUCACCGGGAAAAAUAAGAGGCACUGUUAAUUGCUUUAAUGAUGUAGUUAAUGAUGUAAUACAAUAUAUGAAUGAGAUUCAAGAUGAAAUCUCAAAUGAUAAUCAAACAGAUGAAGAAUCUCAUAAUAUAGUACCAACUAAAAAAAAAAGACUUCCUAUGUAUGUUAUUGGACAUUCAAUGGGUGGAAAUAUUGCUUUAAGAAUCUUACAAUUACUAGGGAAAGAAAAAGAAGAUAGAAUUAAGGGUGAAAAAUCAAAACCCAUGUUAUGCAACUUUAAUGAUAUUAAUAAAACUGAUAAUGCUGCGGAUGAUAUGAAUAAUGCUAAUGAUUAUGAUUCCGAUAAUUCCGGUGCUAGUACUUCUACUAUGGCAAAUAGUAGUUCUUGUUCUAAUAAUAAAGAUGAAAGAUGUUAUAAUUAUUUAGAUAAUUUAAAUAUUAAAGGUUGCGUGUCUUUAGCUGGUAUGAUAAGAAUAAACAUACCAUUCGAUUCUGGAAACAAAUCAUUUAAUGAUUUUUAUUUACCUAUAAUAAACUUCGCGUCUCAAAUCGCACCAGAUGCACGACUUUUGGUAAAUUUCCGCCGUCAUAAACCCCCCACAUAUUCUGUUAAUAUACAUGAUACUAAUAAUGAUGGACUAGAAUUAAAAUGUGUAUAUGAACUUAUAAAAGCAACAGUCACAUUGGAUUCUGAUAUUAAUUAUAUGCCAAAAGAUAUUCCUUUCUUAAUUGUGCAUUCAAAAGAUGACAGUAUGUGUUCUUAUGAAUGGGCAGCUUCAUUUUAUAAUAAAGCAAAGGUUGAUAAAAAAGAAUUAUAUUCUCUUGAUAACAUGGAUCAUGUUAUAACGACAAACCCAGGAUAUGAGAAUGUUUUGAAAAAAGUUUCUGAUUGGAUUUCUGAUUUAAGAAUGAAUGAUAAAGAUGAAAUAAAAGAUGAAAUAAAAGAUGAAAUAAAACAUAAAAUAAAACAUAAAAUAAAACAUAAAGUAAAACAUAAAGUAAAACCUAAAAUAGAAGAAAAAAAAGAAAAUGAGAUAUAG
This is a messenger RNA of Plasmodium vinckei vinckei, 1374 nucleotides long. RefSeq names its product lysophospholipase, putative. The transcript has a single exon. Lineage: Eukaryota; Apicomplexa; Aconoidasida; Haemosporida; Plasmodiidae. Gene Ontology annotation, molecular function: lipase activity. The record is from RefSeq and is a predicted model, not a curated record. Gene Ontology annotation, cellular component: membrane. The coding region runs from base 1 to 1374 and encodes 457 amino acids.